Mobula hypostoma (lesser devil ray) is the source of this 3357-nucleotide messenger RNA. Its product is annotated as E3 ubiquitin-protein ligase TRIM50-like. The record is from RefSeq and is a predicted model, not a curated record. Lineage: Eukaryota; Metazoa; Chordata; Chondrichthyes; Myliobatiformes; Myliobatidae. Gene Ontology annotation, cellular component: cytoplasm. Bases 1 to 1428 code for a protein of 475 amino acids. Gene Ontology annotation, molecular function: ubiquitin protein ligase activity; protein binding; zinc ion binding. The transcript has 6 exons. Gene Ontology annotation, biological process: protein ubiquitination.
AUGGCAGCAAAGCAGAAUUUCCAGUGCUUGGAGGACCAGCUGUUGUGCCCUAUUUGUCUGGAGGUCUUCAAGCAGCCCUUGAUGCUCCAGUGCGGUCAUAGCUACUGCAAGAACUGUGUCCUCUCUCUUUCCUCAAACCUGGACAACUACUUUACUUGCCCCGUGUGUCGGAAGACAGUGGACUGCAGCAGCUCUUCCCCAAACGUCUCACUGGCACGUGUUAUUGACACCUUGACAGUAAUAAGUGGAUCCAGCGGUAAUCAGGAAAACUGCAGGGAUCACCAUAACCCCCUGAGCCUCUACUGCGAAAAUGACCAGCAGAUAAUAUGUGGGCUCUGCGGAAUCAUAGGACAACACAAGCAACAUAAAUUAACCCCCCUCUCCAGUGUGUAUGGGAGGAUGAAGGAACAACUUGCUUUGCUUAUAACAGAAGCUCAGAUGCAAAAGAACAACAUGGAGAGACACAUAAACAAAUUAAAACACAACAGAGCCCGUAUUAUGAAUGAAUCUGAUGUCUGCAAAUUGGUGAUUCAGAAAGAGUUCCAGGAACUUAGAAGUUUUGUUGAUGAGGAAGAGGCCAGCUUCAUUCAGUCCAUUCAGCUAAAGUGCACCACAGCCGUUGAGACAAUUGAUGAACAAUUGGAAGAGACGUCCAAAAUACUAAAGCAGUUGAAGGAAGUUGAGGUUUCAUUGAAAAAAUUGGGCAAUGAAAAUCACUUAGAUUUCAUACGGGACUACAAUUCGAUUGCCUCAAGAUGCCAACAGACACCACAGCCAGAGUCAGACAAAACCUUCAGUACCAUCUCCUUCAAGCCUGGCUUUAGGCAUGAUGACAUCAAACUUACAGUUUGGAAAAGACUGCAGAAGCGGAUUUUACCAGAACCAGAGGAACUAAAAUUAGAUUCUAGCACCGCGCACCCGCUGUUGAUCAUAACCAAUGGUAGUACCAGGGUAGAAUGUGGAACAUACCUCAAGCGUUUGUCGUUGGUGCAGGAACGAUUCGACUACAACACCUGCAUUCUUGCCAACAAAGGUUUUUCCUCAGGCAAGCACUACUGGCAAGUGAUUGUCAAUGACAAGAUGAGAUGGCGCCUUGGCGUUAUCAAAGGUACCACAGGACGCAAAGGGAAGUUGAACAAGACUCCAGAGAAUGGUGUCUGGAUGAUUGGAGUGAAGGAAGGGAAGAUUUAUGAGGCAUACCAGAACCCCAAAAUCCAGCUUUCAAUCUUAGUGAGGCCUCAGAAGAUCGGUGUGUUUCUUGAUUAUGAGGGAGGGCGACUUUCAUUCUAUAACGUGGACAAUCCAGACGAGCUGAGUUUGCUCUAUGUAUUUGAUACAGUCUUUCAAGGAAAGAUUUAUCCAAUUUUUGACCUUUGCUGCGUUGACAAAAGUAAUGACACAGCACCUAUCACGCUCUGUCGUGUUUGAAUUUAUUACCACAUGGAGCAAGGUGCGUCAAUCAAAUAUGAACCACCACCAUUCCAAUCUCAUGGCAACUGCUUUAAUGUUAUGACUGAUGCUGCCUAAUUUUAUAAGAUGUCUUAUUGUAUGAGAGACAGCAUUAAGCUCAUGAUACCUUUCUUUUAAAUUUAGUCUCAGAUCUUCUGAGUUAGCAAGAAAUAUGUUUGUGAAGUUUAGCUGUAAAAUGGAUUUCUGGUCGUCAUUGGCAAUGGUUUCUCUUCCCACACCCUCACUGUCAUUUCUGAUGCAUCCAAAGGGCCUAUACUUAGCCCCUUCCUGUUUCACAUCUACAUAAUCCCACUGUCGUGGAAUCAAACCCUGAUUCCACAUGCCAACACAUUUAAUGGCCAAACCUGGAUUCCUAUCUUCAGUUCUGGUCACCACAGUACAGGUAGGAUGUGAAGGUGCUGGAGAGAAUGCAGGGGAGAUUCACCCCUGGAGUAUUUCAGUUAUAAGACUGGACAGCAAUUGCUUUUUAUUCCCCAGAUACAGAAAGGCUAAGGGAUAAUCUGAUGUAGAUAAAGAUGAAUGUGGAUGGAUGCAAUAGUCAGCAUGGAUGUGAUGCCUGAAAGGCAUACUCCUGUGCUGAAUUACUCUGUAAUCCAAAAAUGCAGUGUCCGCUUCCAAAUGUGAAAUUACAACUUGUCACUAGUAGUCACUAGACUACUUGUCCAAUAUCCAAAAUGCCCUCUGGAUAAUUUUUGGAGAUAUCAAACCCAUUGACCUGUCCCAUCACAAUUCCAUUUCUUAGCAAUUGAUUUAAUACCUUGCUCUAUUAAAGCCUAAGGCUGAACCAUCUUUAACAACCUUGGUAUCAUAUCUGACCCCGUGUUGAGCAGAAGCAUGUAUUUACAUUAACACAAAGACUGCUUGUUUCCACCACCAUAAUGUCUCUGGGAGGUGUUUCUGCCUCUGCUCAGCUUCUGAUGAACUAUACCAAUGCCCUUGUUAGCUCUCGACUCAACUGCUUUAACACCCCUGGCUGACCUCCUUUAUAAACGUAAAGACCCAUUUGCAUGACAGAGCCCACAGGAUCUCCAUUAUGCACUUUCAUAAUCAUGAGUGCCUUGCUUAGGUGAAAUGAAUGUGGCAGGUUUUCCAGACUAAGAUGGUUUUAGGCCACUGUUGUAGUGGCAGGUGAUGCAUUAGCAUUCCCAGUUCGGAGAAACCCCAAAACAUUGAAAUCUUUCCACUGAUGUCUGUGCUCCAUAUCAUGAGAACUUGAACCAGAGGAAGUCAACUGUGGGGUUGGUCAGCCAUUCAUCUAUUUUUAAAUCACUAGAUUGUCAUCAAUUUGUUACUGCAUGUUGGGAACAAGACAAACAGCAGAUACUUGCUUUUCACCUGAGUGGUAGUCUGUAGUUGGCAUGUCAUAUGCAGUUGAUUUCUGUAUCAUUUUUUAAGACUAUGGUCCAGGAAGCUGGGUAUUUUUAAAAAAAUCAAAAGUACAUUUACUUCUAUGAGAAAUUGAAGUGAGUCUUCGAAUUAUUCCACGUGUUGAUAGGUUUUUACAGCUGAUGAUACACUGGAGAACUUUUGAAUGCACUAAAAAAUAACCAUGUUGAUUUUCAAAAGAAUAGUUUAAUGUAAUAGAAAUAAGUGCAAUUUGCUUGAUUCCUGUGCACCUUCUUAAUCAGUCAUUGGAUCUUAAAUCUACUGACUUCAUUUAGGCUUGAAUGUACAUAUAUGACUCAAUGCUAACUCAUAGCUGGUAUUUCCUGGCACCACAGAACAUUAGAAAGAUUUGCAACCUCUAAUCUGAAUUAUAAAAUGUUACUGUUCAUAGUUUUUGAAAUGUUUUAAGUCCCUUUUGUAAAAUAUAAUAAUUAAGAGUUUGUGGAAUUAAGUACUUUCUUUCCAGUUUAUAACAUUAGAUCCAUAAAUCCUCAUACUGGA